Messenger RNA from Menidia menidia (Atlantic silverside), 1612 nucleotides. NCBI's taxonomy places the organism in Eukaryota, Metazoa, Chordata, Actinopteri, Atheriniformes, Atherinopsidae. The record is from the annotation of a GenBank genome assembly.
UGAUGUUAGCUGUCUGAUUUAUUCAGGGAAUUAUGACAUGACCUCUGCAUGUUUGUGUCGUCAUUUUUCGAGAAUUGCUGUGACUCACUCACUGUUCUUUACUUUUCCUGAGCCUGUUGUAUGGGCAAAGACUGGCUUGCGAGAUAAGCAAUUAUGCCAGAAUAGAAGAGGGGGUUGGUUCUUGUUAAUCUUUAACAAAACUGCCAGUAAACUUGCUCCGACUUGCUUAACAAAAUUAUGGAGUGUCAAACCCAUUGCACCAACGAGGACGUUAAUGCCCUGCUGUUCGUUGUUGUCUGGGCUGACGACCAUCACUCUGAACAUGGACAGCAUAGCAACCACCUGCUCUCUACUCCUAAUGCCGACUUUGCCUUUGCCCUUUACAAGGCUCUGAAUGCCAAGGCUGCUGAUGGAGACAACAUCUUUUAUUCUCCGCUGGGCAUCUCCACUGCUCUUGCCAUGCUGUCCGUGGCAGCGCGUGGUGAAACCCACAGCCAGCUGUUCACAGUCUUGGGCUACAGCAGCCUAAACCAGACACAGGUCAACGAAGCCUAUGAGCAUCUUUUCCGCAUGCAUGGGGACAACCAGAAGAACAUGGAGCUAGAUGUUGGCAACGCUUUGGCUCUGCGCUCCUGCUUGAAUCCACUUGAGACAUUCCAAAAUGAUGUCAGACGCUACUACCGAGGCGAGAUCUUCAAGAUCGACUUUUCUGAACCCCGCGAUGCUGCAACAGAAAUCAACACCUUCAUUGCUAAUAAAACGCGGGACAAGAUCAAAGACAUGGUGCAGGACUUGGACCCUGAAACGGCUAUGGUGCUAAUCAACUAUGUCUACUUCAAAGGACAAUGGAAGGAUCCUUUUGAGAAUGAACUGACCCACAAAGGAGAUUUCCAUUUGAACAACACAACCAAAGUCAAAGUGGACAUGUUGUCAAGAACAGCUGUUUACAAAACCUACUGGGACCAUAGCAGACAGACCAGAGUCAUCAUACUUCCCUAUAAGGGCAGCACCUCUAUGAUGAUCGUCCUACCUGAUGAGGGGAAAAUGAAGGAGGUUGAGACCCACAUUGACAAGAACUUCAUCAGACACUGGCAAAAUUCAGUUGCUAAUAGUUUUCUGGCUCUGGACUUGCCAAAAUUUUCCAUCUCUUCUGAUUUCUCCCUGGAUGACACAUUAAAAGAAAUGGGCAUGACCAUGGCUUUUGUCGACAGCGCAGAUUUCUCAGGAAUAUCUGACGAGGCUAAGAUAAAAAUAUCAAAGGCAUCCCACAAGGCAACGCUGAGCGUCACAGAGAUGGGAACAGAAGCUUCAGCCACAAGCUUUGUUGAGUUGAUUUGGCAGACCACUCCUUUACCAUUCACAGUUGACAGGCCCUUCUUGGUUUUAAUCCUGGAGAACCCCUCUGGAAGCAUCCUCUUCAUGGGAAAAAUCAACAACCCCACUGCCAUGUAAAGGUCCACGAGGAGUAAUUUGGGAAAAGAUUUGAGUUUCUCCUUUCAUAGUUAAUAUAAUAAAUUAUUCGGUCAUCGUAAACACCAUCACCUACUUGUUUUACUUGUGUUAUUUUUGUCACUAAGGGAUGUCACCUGAAUAAAGAGCAUUUUUAUCAAGA